UCUGUUGAGAAAAAAAGAAGAAAAAGGUUCGAAUGAGAAAGAAUAGAAAAAGUUAAAUUAACCAGGAACCGGGUAACAUUGAUCUUCUGUUUUGAUUUGGUAGAAACCAGCUGUUUCUGCGGAACAACGAACAUCGGAACAGUCGAGUCGAAAUUAUGUAAAGAGCCGUGUCCAGUUUUAAAUCCCGAUUUUGUUUUCGGCCGGUAGCUGACUGUCAACGGAUCGAGUCAAUUCUCUGGGACGAUUUUCAUUUGGCUGUUUUUAAAGAAGAAUCCGCCCUGACUUUCGACCCCGGAGGGAGUAACGUGCCAUCCGACUGCCGAUAAAUAAUUACACACCGAUCGAAUUAUUUAUUUUUUUUCUUCCGUUUUCUUUUGUUUUUUCCCAAUUCCCUUUGGGAUUUGUCGACUGUUUUCAACGGCGAAUUCAGCAAAAGCAGCCCGGCUCGACGAAAAUGAAAUGAAAUUGUCGUCUGUUCGUUCGAAAAAGGAUGAUGCCAAAAGGACCGUCGAAAAGGACUCUUUCGUCCGAAUGUGUGAUGUAGUAAACUAUAUGGCUCACUUUCAUCCACUGAGUUAGUAAACAAUCAUGUUAAUUUGAUUGUUAAUUUACCAUGGCCGGGAAGGCAAUAAUGACAUGCAGGCCAAACUCACAUCCUUUCCAGGAGAGGACAUUAAAUCUCGAGCAGCCUGUAAAAAUUGGCAGGUCCGUUGCACGCACUCGACCUGCUCCCAACAAUGCACUAUUUGAUUGUAAAGUCCUAUCCAGGAAUCAUGCCAUGAUUUGGUAUGCCAAUGGAAAGUUCUUUUUACAAGAUACAAAGAGCAGCAAUGGAACUUUUGUUAAUAACCAAAGGCUUAGCAAAUCAGGUGAUGAAAGCUCUGCACGAGAAGUCUCCUCUGGCGACAUUGUGCAGUUUGGCGUAGAUGUCUUAGAAAAUAGCCGUAAAGUUACUCAUGGAUGUAUCGUAGCAAUUUUGAAACUCUACUUGCCUGAUGGUAAAGAAGCAAAAGCAAGUGAGUCAACUACAGAAGUGGUCUUUUCAAAUAGAUUAAUAAAUGUUGAAGAUUUGUAUGAACUACACCAUUACUUGCAGGAUGCAAUUCAACGAGAACAUCUCCUUGAAACAAAAUUGCUAGCACUUCAAGCAAUUUUAAACAACAUUAGGAAAUCUGCCGAUCAAGGAUGGAAAGCUUUGAUAGCAGAAGACAGCCUUUUAACACGUGUUGAAGCACUUGAAAAUCAGCUCCAGUUAUAUUCAAAGACUUUUGGCCAGGACAAAUUGAAAGAGGACCUCCAAAAAUUACAAGAGGACAAAACUAAUUAUCAAAGUACAACUAAACUAUUCUUGAAAAGGAUUUUAGAUGAAAAACUUGAUACUGAAUUAAAAUGUGAUGAGGUUAAAAGGUCUUUAAUAAAUUUGGAAACACAGUGCAGUAACUUAUCAGAGGAACUUUCCAAAAGCUAUUGCCAUAUACAAGAUUUAGCUCAAAAGUUAAGCACCCAAAUGGUACGAAAUGAUGAAUCUGUGGCAAAACUACAGGAGCUUGAAGAGCAACACACCGAGGCGCUUAGCAAAUUGGAGAAUAGGAACCAAGAAUUGGAAGAGUUAUUGGCCAGGCAGCAGCAGCAAGUCACAGUAUGUUUUGACCGGACGAUUGUCAAUAAUGAAAAAUCAUCUUUUGAACACCAGCCCAAGUCUAUAGGUGAUAUCGAGAUCGAUGAAGACACUAAUAAAGAAAACAGGAUAUCAAAUAUCACCAAUGAUGAAUUGCAACAGUUAACAAAUUCUUUAGAAAAAGAAAGGAAAUGUAAAGAAGUUCUUGAACUCAUUAUGGCACAAAGAGACUUGCUUCAAGCAGAAAAGCAUGCCCGACUUCAACAAAUAAAUAGUCUUCAAGAUGACUACGAUGAAUAUUCUUUGAAAAAACAAGAUGUGGAGGAUGAGUGCAAAAAAGUUGAAGCAAGCAUUGAAUCACUCGAAGCGCAAGUAAGGAGCUCUGCUGACAGCUUUUCAUCAGAAACUUUAUCGAUGGAUGAAAAAGGAGAGAGCCAAAAGUUGACCAACGGGCGAGACGAAUCUCUUGAAGCUAAAAUUAAAGAAUUAAAAGCUAUUUAUUAUGAAGCUAAAGCUAGCAAAGGUACAUGUGAAAAUAAUAUGAGCAUAUUGAAAGAAGAUAUAAAUCUGGCGAAAGAUAGCCUUAGUAAAACAUCUGGUAGUUGUCUAAUCACUCAAGAAAAAUUGGAAAAAGCCCAGAAAGAUUAUGAAGAAUGUUACCUUAUAUCGCAAUCUUUGACAGAGCAGGUGAAAUUGAAAAAUCAGUACAUUUUUAUGGAAGGGGCAGAACGGGAGGACUUUCAAAGUGGCGAUGGACCUCGAAAAGUAGUUAAUGAAAAUUCAGAAAAAACUUUAGAUGAAAUUGAACAAGUUGGCAAACAAAACAGAAAUGAUUCUUCACAUGUUCGAGCUAAGAUGAUCAUGUCAGAUGUUGAUUCUGUCUGUGAGAGUAAUAAAAUCCUCGACGAAUUACAUGUCGUUCAAGAAGAGUAUCUUUCAUCACAGAAAAAAAUAGCAGUCAUGGAAUCGGAAAUUCUUAAUUUAAAGGAAGAUUGCAGUCGGCUGUCAUCCGAAAAGGAACUUCUCGAAACUGAGUUUCAAGCCAUAAAGUCCAAUCAAAAUGUUUCUUCUGAUAGAGAUGAAUUGUUUGCCAAGGUUACCACUCUUGAAGAAAAGUUGGUAACUCUUGCAUCCCAGUAUAUGAAGUGUAAUGAAGAACGUGUUGCUCUGUCUCAAAAGUUGGCAUCUACUUCAUUAGAAUGUGAUGCUUUGUCCCACCAAUCUUUCUUUAAUUUGGUUUUUGCAUUGCCUUGUAUGCUGUUGUUUUUGGCUUUAGCCAUCAUAUCUUACCCAACACUGAGUCAUUAUUUGGGAACUGCUGAGUAAGUUCCAGAGGACCAACCAUUAUCAGAAUUUAUCAAUAAAUGAAUCUUCAAUACUGUGAUUAUACUACCUGAAUUAACAUGCUUAUAAUAGUUUGAUAAAUUGUAUAAAAAAUAAUAAUUCUUAUUUAUUAAGUUCUGUUUACUAUUAUGUUAUAUAUUUUUGUAAAUAUGCUAUAUUAUUUAUUCAUCUGUAUAAACAAAAAGCAUUGCCAAAUUGUCAUUACUUGACUAUCUACUAUAUUUAUAUGUGUACUAAUAUUAAAUAACAGAUUAAUUUAUAAUUCUAUAAUUUUGUAUCAGCUUAUAUUUUUAGAUAUUAGAUGUUUUUCAGUAGUACAAAAUGGCUCCAUCUCAGUUUAACUGACCACUGAUUUUCUUUUUCUUUUUUUAAUUUGCAAUUCUUUGCAAAAUGUUAUCAUUACCUACUAUUCUACAUUUCAUGCUUAUAAAUUGUUUUCUUUUAAGGUGUGCGAAUAUUAGCAUCGAACUUUUGUAUUCAUAUCCUGUAUUGUCAUUAAAGUUAUAAUAAUAGAGGAAAUACAAUCAAUAUUUUCUUAUGAGAUGAGUAUAUCUGAAGUUAAAUCUUACAAUUGUAUGGAUUAUUUUUUUUUUUUUUUAUAGUAAAUGAGAUGAGCUAAGUAAAGAUUAAGUAUACUUUUAUUGUUAUAUACUAUUCUUUUCAUUUAUGUUGUAUCUUAUGAUUAAGAAUUUGAUUUAUGAAGGCAAAUUCACUGUUAAAAAUUGUUGAUGCAUAGGGUGUAGGCUAAUUGAUUAUUAUUAUUAAUUAUUAUUGAUUGUACAAUAAGUGAUAAUUGCAAUUUGGAAAAUCACAUUUAUAUUAACUUCUAAUAAUAGUCGCAAAAUCAAUUAUUCGUGGGUGUAAAGUGUCAUUUUAUUUAUGCUAAAUCAAAAGUAUAUUUGUUUAUUUUUGAAUGAAGCUUGGUCAUCCCGAAUCAUUCAGGUCUUUCUUGUUGUGUGCAUCAGUAUAUUUGUUUGUGUAAGCAUUACUUUUUUUUUAAUCCCUCCCUAAUAUUCUAGUCAAUGAAGACAUUUCUUUUUAUUUAUUUAUUUUUUUUUUUAUAUACAUUAUCUGAAGAAAAAAAUUAUAAAUAAUACUGUUACAUUUUGAUUGGCCUAAUGUUUUUUAAUUGUAUAUAAUUAGUUUCAUUUACUGAUAAUGUUAUUAACAAUAAUUCAAUCCAUCUUGUAUUUCUUGUAUCCUUUGGUGUCAGUUUAGGUAUAUUCCGUUUUCUUCACACUCCAUGUAUAUAAUUGCUCACCAUUGAAUACAUAAAACAUGCGAAUUUGUUUUGUUGGAUUUUUAUAUUUUCUCAAGGCUGAAAGCAUUUAUGUUGCGAAUAUACAGUUAUAUAUUAGUAUUGUUGGUUAUUUAUUUUCUUUUAGAACUAGGGUUUUUUUUCUAUUGAUAGGUCGAACUGUAGGAAUCCCUUGUUAUCAAUGUGUAGUGUUAAAAGUUAAGAACUGUUUCGUUUGUACAUUGUACAUGAAAAUGCCAUAUGUAUAAAUUAGUGAUACAGACAAUAUUCGCACACCACCUCAUGUUAAUAAUAUCACAACUAAUUUUAUUAAUAUUCGAAAAAUUACUUGUGAAUAUCAUUAGCCAGAACCUACUGUAAAUUUUAAAUGUAUUAAAUGUAAAUUACUUUUGUGUUACUGUACUUUGUACCGGCCAUAACUGAACAAAUUAAAAUUAUGUAUAAAAU
Molecule: messenger RNA, 4667 nt
Organism: Cimex lectularius (bed bug)
Lineage: Eukaryota; Metazoa; Arthropoda; Insecta; Hemiptera; Cimicidae
Gene: Slmap
Product: sarcolemmal membrane-associated protein
Exons: 20
Coding region: 614-2944 (776 amino acids)
Molecular function (GO): protein binding
Source: RefSeq, a predicted model, not a curated record